AGUUCAAUUUGAUCUGUGAAGAUGAAAGCAACUUAUUUUGGUCUUUAUGCCAUCUUAUUGGCACUUUCCUUAAGCCUUUGUCAUGCAAAGUCUUACGAAAAUUAUAAGGUCUACCAAGUAUCUCCCGAAAAAGAGGAUGAUCUACGAGUACUCAUCCCUUGGACUGAGAGGGAAGGCGUUGAUUUUUGGGAUACCAGUGCAGAGCCAAGGAUCAUGGUCAGUCCAGUAGGUCAACAAGAAUUCGAGGAUUUUCUACAACUCAGUAAAUUGCCAUAUACAGUGGUCAUUGAAAACGUAGAAGAGACAGUUGAACGCGAACGGCAGGAACAAAGGGAAUACUGGACUAAACGAGAAAUUACGCCACGUCAUACGGACGAUUUUCAGCAUUUCUGGAGCUAUGACGAGAUAAACGCUUACCUACGUAGAGUAGCACAAGAUAACCCAGAAUAUGUCACUCUUUUGAACCUAGGACAAAGUUUCGAAGAACGUGAAAUCCUUGGAGUGAGAAUAACAGCGCCUGGAAAUGAUGCUCAAAGGCCAAUUAUCUAUGUCGAUGCUACAAUUCAUGCACGAGAAUGGGCUGCUCCCAUGGUAGCUGUCUACCUCAUUCAUGAACUAGCUGAACAUACCAAUGAUCAUCUAAGCGUUUUGACCAAUGUCGUCUGGAUCAUACAGCCUCUUGUUAAUCCCGAUGGAUACGUUUUCACAUCUGCCGAAGAUGGUGAUAGAUUUUGGCGCAAAACUCGAACAAUUAAUGAGAAUACAGAGUGCCUAGGUGUUGAUGCCAAUCGAAACUACGAUCACUACUGGGCCAAUGGAAACUCUGCCUCGUUUUGCAGCCUUACCUAUUCUGGCACUGCACCAUUUUCUGUGGUUGAAAGUCGAAUUGUGAGAGAUAUUGUCUUAGCAAAUCAAGACAGGAUGAAACUCUACGUUAGUACCCAUUCUUACGGACAACUCUUCAUGUACCCAUUCAGUUCCCAUAAUAACGUUUUCCCAGAAAACUUCCGUUUUCAACAUGAGGCUGGUGAUGUCUUCGCCGAGGCCCUUUACAAUGUUCGUCAAACCCAAUACCGUGUUGGAAAUGGCGCUGGAAUACUAGGUAUUUCAUCGGGUACCAGUAAAGAUUGGACAUAUUCCGGUCCUGGCAUUCCCUUGUCCUACACACUAGAACUUCCCGGAGGUGGCAGUAAUGGAUUCGAUCUUCCUGCCACUGCCAUUGAGGGCGUGAUCACAGAGACUUUUGCAGGCCUACGUGCUAUCGCUGAAUUUGUUGUCGAUCGCUACUAUCCACUAUCAGACGCUUAAGAUAACACACACGCAAAUACAUUUUCGCCAAGAAAGUAAAAUUAUGUAAACCUCUGAGAAAUAUCAAUCAGAUGCAAUAUAAGAAAUUGAA
Molecule: messenger RNA, 1399 nt
Organism: Phlebotomus papatasi
Lineage: Eukaryota; Metazoa; Arthropoda; Insecta; Diptera; Psychodidae
Product: carboxypeptidase B-like
Exons: 5
Coding region: 22-1308 (428 amino acids)
Biological process (GO): proteolysis
Molecular function (GO): metallocarboxypeptidase activity; zinc ion binding
Source: RefSeq, a predicted model, not a curated record